CCCCAGUGGCCCUGAUGAACAUCCGGGUUUCCCGCUGGCACCGCUGCUGUGGCUCUCAGGAGCCAUUUUGGACGCCGUUCAGCUUUCCGCAUAUCAAUCCCUCCUUCCACCUCCAACUGCCCCGGCAGAGGCGGAGAAACACGCACCAGGACGCACACAAGGGGGGUUUCGCUUCUACUCCAAGCGCCCAAACUCACGCUCCCACUGCUGCCGCCUGGCCAGAAUGAAAAGCUGGAUGUUUGCGGCAUCAGGGAAUUUGUUUCCGAUCCGCGCGCUUCUGAGUGAUACACUGUGUUGUUGUGAAGAGCUCGUGUUGUUAUUGUAGCGGGUGAAGAAUAAGCGCGCGGGCCUUCGCGUUCAUGUGCUUCAUUUCAUUCUUAAAUGCUUUCGAGGCAUAAAGGACACCAUUUAUCGCCAGGAUCCUCGAAGGAAGGAAUAUGUUUGUUACCUGGCUGACUUUUGCACUCGUCUGGUGCACAGGAGGCAGUCAGGCGGAGGUGGAGACUAGAGAGUGUGUCUACUACAAUGAUAACUGGCGGACGGAGAAAACCAAUCAGAGCGGUUUCGAGAGGUGUGAGGGGGAGAAAGACAAGAGGCUGCACUGUUACGCCUCCUGGUUGAACUCCACCGGAACAAUCCGCCUGGUCAAAAAAGGCUGCUGGCUCGAUGACUUCAACUGUUACGACAGACAGGAGUGUGUGGCCACGGAGGAGAGUCCGCAGGUGUUCUUCUGCUGCUGUGAAGGAAACUAUUGCAAUGAGAAGUUCACACACCUGCCAGAAGCCAUCGCUCCUGCAGUAAAGAUCCAGCCUCCUCAGCCGGGGCCGUCUCUGUGGGGUGUGCUGGUUUAUUCUCUUCUUCCUUUCUCCAUUCUCUCUCUGGCCCUGGUGCUCGCCUGCUGGACGUACCACCAACGAAAACCCCCCUACAGACACGUCGAAAUCGGCCAGGAUGCUGGUCUUCCUCCACCGUCUCCUCUGGUUGGCCUGAAGCCACUUCAGUUGCUGGAGUUGAAGGCCAGAGGGCGCUUUGGCUGCGUCUGGAAGGCCCAGUUACUGAGUGAAUAUGUGGCGGUGAAAAUAUUUCCCAUCCAGGACAAGCAGUCGUGGCAAAAUGAAAGAGACAUUUACCUCACCGAGGGUUUUAAACACGAGAAUAUUCUACACUACAUCUCAGCGGAAAAACGCGGCACAAACCUUCAGAUGGAGUUGUGGCUGGUCACAGAAUUCCAUGAACGGGGUUCACUCACAGAUUACCUUAAGGGAAACCCGGUGAGCUGGCCUCAGUUGUGCCAUAUUUCAGCAAGUAUGUCCCGUGGCCUGGCGUACCUUCAUGAAGACCUUCCUUACCGAGCAGAGGGACCCAAACCCGCCAUCGCACACAGAGACUUCAAGAGUAAGAAUAUCCUGCUCAAGACUGAUUUGACCGCAGUGAUUGCAGACUUUGGGUUGGCUGUCUGCUUCGAGCCUGGGAAACCGCCUGGAGAUACACACGGCCAGGUGGGAACUUGGCGUUACAUGGCUCCAGAGGUGUUGGAGGGAGCCAUUAAUUUCCAAAGGGAUGCCUUCCUAAGGAUCGACAUGUACGCUCUAGGACUGGUGCUGUGGGAGCUGGUGUCUCGCUGCACUGCCUCCGAUGGUCCUGUAGGUGAGUACCAGCUGCCCUUUGAGGAGGAGGUGGGCCAACAUCCUUCACUGGAAGAUCUUCAAGAUGUGGUGGUCCACAAGAAGAUGCGGCCCGUCUUUAAAGACUGUUGGAUCAAACAUCCGGGUUUGACCAUAGCUAAUUUUGACCUCUUUCUCUGCGGUUCGGUUAGGGUUUGGGCCAGUUCGGGCUGCGUGGAGGAGCGCAUCUCCAGCAUCUCCAAGACCACCAACACCAUCAACACGUCUACCUCGGAGUGCCUGGUCUCCAUGAUGAUGACGUCCCACAGCGACACAGACCUUCCUCCCACCUGAACGCCCGCCUCCAAACAUCAGGGACUGCCAACCACUGCGUUCAUCGCUCCAGUAAAUGUGAACUUUGCUGCUAAGUUGAUCUCUGGAUGUCAUGUAUUUAAUUUCUUGGAUCGUUUUCACCAGCACAUUCAUCUACUGUACUCUUCCGAGAGGAAGGCACACACAGAAAAACCUCAAACGUGAGAAGACCGAACUCUCAGAGGGCAUUCAGGGGAUCGUUUCAGACUGCUGGGAAAUGAGCACACGUUACCUCAUCGGAUUUAAUGCCAUUUUUAUGUUGUUUUUUUGCCUUCACUCCAUGAAUACCUCCAUCCGAAUGCUCAACCCUCGGGUUUUAUCAAGACUACGCAACGAUCUGAUGACUGUUACACAACCUUCCAAGAGCACACAAGGUCCUUUUUGUACUCAGUGAAUUUUAGUCUAGUUUUAACGUACCCUUUCUUCCUCGAAAUGUCUCGUGGGAUGUUGUUAUUUGUCGUGUUUUUCCGGCAGUUGUCUGGGACACUGGAAGCUGAAGGCAGCGGGACUGUUAUGAUUCGAGUUGCCUUUCGCAGCGUCAGGAUUGGUUUUAAUGUAGCAUCCGCUUGUGUUGAAGUAUUUGAAGUCAGACGUGCCAUCAGUUCAGCGUUCAUUGUUUCCGAGUGACAAGAGCCGCAGUUGAAGUGUUAGUUCUGCGGCUGCGUGAAGAGCAGCGCAGUGCCACAGGUUUGAUUUCUGUCACGGCUCAAUGUUUCGGUGCAUCAGGAAAGCGUGUGAUGUUUAUCCGCUACACUACUCAGGUAAACUCUGUGCAUGUGAUUGUGUGACCGCUCACUCUUACAGCAAUAGUUCUCAGCUGUAUGGUGAAUCUCACCAGGAACAAUCUGGGUCAUGAGUCAUCUGAAAAUCGAAAUGAAAAAUAUAAAGUUAAACAUUCAUGAAAAUGUAGAUUGUUUUUAGGCAGGGGUGCUCCGAUUGAUUGGCACAAUCACAAUCGGCCGAUAAUUGCUUUGGUAUGAUUGAUUGUCGGUCUUUAUGAACUGCAGGAUUGCUUUUAAUAAAGAUUUAAAUGCAAAA
Molecule: messenger RNA, 3014 nt
Organism: Cyprinus carpio (common carp)
Lineage: Eukaryota; Metazoa; Chordata; Actinopteri; Cypriniformes; Cyprinidae
Product: activin receptor type-2B-like
Exons: 11
Coding region: 438-1958 (506 amino acids)
Biological process (GO): activin receptor signaling pathway; cellular response to growth factor stimulus; protein phosphorylation
Cellular component (GO): plasma membrane; activin receptor complex
Molecular function (GO): ATP binding; activin receptor activity; activin binding
Source: RefSeq, a predicted model, not a curated record